UGCCGCGGUUUGUGUCAUGUGACUAAAUAUAUCCCCAGAGGAAAUCUAAGACGCCACCAUGACAAAGCAGUUUCUCUUGAAGUGGCUUUGGUUCCUGGCCCUGCAGAACCAGACAAUGGCCCUCAAAGGCCAAGGAAGGAGAAGAGCGGAAAAAGGAAAACCAGGCAGCAUGAAGACCUCUGGAGCUGCCCUCGUCUUCCUCCUUCUUGUGGCUAUUCCAUGCAGCAUGAAGAUCUCUGGAGCUGCCGUCACUUUCCUCCUUCUCCUGGCUACUCCACCCCUUACAGGUCGGCGGACCCCCGCUCCCGGCUGCUGCCUAAGCAACUCUAAAGUUCCAAUCCCAAAGAGUGAAGUCGAGGAUUAUGCCCUCAGCCGGCCUUACUGCCUGCGUUCUGUGGAGUUUCAUCUCAAGCAUGGUAAAUUCAGGUGUGCUGACCCGGAUCAGCCGUGGGUCCAUGAACUCAUGGAAUACAUAGACAGCCUUGAAGAUAACUGCAUCUGAAACUGGCACCAAUUGCAGAGCCCUUCCUAGGAGAAGCUACCCUGAACCUCAGCAACACCAUGGCUGCUUUGCUGGACUAACUUUCUCCCUCUCUCUCUUUCUCCCUCUCUCCCCCCCUCCCCAAAGUUUUGGCCCCUUCACACCGAACAGAGUCGUAGGCCCUGUCAGCACUAUGCAUUUAAAUCAGGAUCAUACCACUUUAAACCAUACCCUCCAAUGUUCCUCAGAUGAAAAUAGGGACAUUUCUCGCUCUGAAGUUGACACGUGUCCCUUUCUUACCUUGGUACAAUAGACAUCAUGAUGCACAACUGUCCUGUCUUUACCGGGACAUUCCAGAAUUGCAGAAACUGCCCCAGCUUCUGAUUCCAUCCUGGGAUGUCCCAGGAUUUCAGGCAAGGGGGACCAAAAGACAUGUGUGUUUUGGUUCCGCACCUUUGCUUGCUGGUCAGUUGCUGCCCACCACAGGCAAAUGAGGAGGGCCACAGCUUCCUGAAGAACAGUGCUGCUUCUGGAAGGAAGGCACUGUGGCCCUCCUUGUGCAUGUGGGGGGGCAAGUAGCCCCCACCAGCACACGAGUGAGCAGCGAUGAAUGGUGGCACACAUUGGCGGGGGCACACACACAUGAGCUGGUAAGGUGGCAGCCAAGCGAGUGGCGGCAGGAGGGUGGGCGGAGUGUCCCAAUUUCUUCUUGGGAACUGUUGGAGCUUAUGUUUGGGGGUUUCUGUUUGUGCAAACAACCAUCUACUACCCUACCAGAAACUUUGAAAAACCACCUUGUUGAUUUCCAGACUGUGGCUCCGAAACGGAUCCAGUUCCCUAUCUCAUUGUACGUGAUAAUUUACAUCUUUAAGUACUUUCCCCCCCCUUGCAAAUGCUUUGACCUCCGCAUUGAACAAAGUGAACUUGAGAAAACCCAAGUCCAGCCUCCUAUAUCGCUGCUUAGACCACCUUCCCCUUCUCUGCUCUGAGCAUGUCAGCAAAUCAGUUCUCC
Molecule: messenger RNA, 1493 nt
Organism: Podarcis muralis (Common wall lizard)
Lineage: Eukaryota; Metazoa; Chordata; Lepidosauria; Squamata; Lacertidae
Product: C-C motif chemokine 5-like
Biological process (GO): immune response
Cellular component (GO): extracellular region
Molecular function (GO): chemokine activity
Source: RefSeq, a predicted model, not a curated record